AUGAGUUACAAUGCCAGCCAAGUCCAGCCAAAUAACUACGGUACCUUUUAUGACGAUCAGAGGCAGAACUGGUCUGUCAUGUUUGAAUCCGAAAAGGCCGCUGUAGAUUUCAGCAAACAGCUCUGUAUUGCCAAAUAUAACAGCAGUCAUUCUCCUGACACAGUGGUGUGCCAGGAUCUGAUUGUCGGAGAGGGCCAAGGUGUGGAAGCAGGAGAUGCGCUGGAAGCGGUCUUUACGGGUUGGCUGUUCCAGAACGCUGGACUUGGGCAGGUGUUUGACUCCAAUGUGAACAAACCCAAGUUUUUGCGCCUGAAAUUGGGUUCGGGGAAAAUCAUAAAGGGGUGGGAAGAAGGGAUGAUUGGCAUGAAGAAAGGUGGGAGGCGUUUCCUCAUCAUCCCACCGUCCUUGGCGUAUGGCUCGCAAGGGGUCCCAAACCGUGUUCCUCCAGAUUCCACGUUGGCUUUUGAGGUGGACAUCAAGCGCGUGAGGCUUGGAAAGGAGGCCGCCUCCAACGGGCAGAAUCGGGGGUCUCAGGACUCGCUUGCACCUUCUCCGGGACCACCAGCACCACCCCCCGAGAACACAUCGACAGACCCAGUAGGGGGACCUCCCUCCACAGUACCUCCAAAACCAGGGGAGGUGCCUCCGAGAACUAAAUCCAACUCUGGGAGCGAGCAGCUGACGAAUCCUGACGCGGCGAAAGCAAAGCUGAUUUCCCGGAUGGCGAAGAUGGGGCAGCCCAUGCUGCCUUUUUUCCCUGGCACGGCUCAAGCAGGACUUGACUCGAGCGACUCGGAGAUCGAGGAUCUGCACACCUUGCGUGGAACAGCGCAGCCGGCCGCCCCUUCUCCCCCGAAGCCGUCUCCCCAAACCGUUCUUCCUCACACGCCGACGCAAGUGCCUCAGCCAGCUGGCUCUGGACUCCAGGUGCCCACCGCGGCCGUCCUGACUGCAGCGGUUCAGACACAUCCAGCUGUUCCUGGAACUGUUCAGAGCUUUCAGCCCUAUGCAGGCGUGACCUACGCUUACCCACAAGCCACCGCGGCCACCUCUCAGCUCCAGCCUGUUGGGACCCUCUACCCAACACCCUUCCAAGCUGGAGACAUUGGUUCGUUUCUGAUGACAGAGGCACGGCAGCAGAACACAGAAAUCCGCCUGGCCGUUGGCAAAGUGGCUGACAAAAUAGACCAGCUGACCUCCAAGAUGGAAGAGCUGCAGAAGCAAAAUUCUGGCCACAACCUGUUGCCGGGCUUUUCGUCCGUCACCAUGGAAACCAGCAUGAUCAUGAGCAACAUCCAGCGUGUCAUUCAGGAGAACGAGAGGCUGAAGCAGGAGGUGUUUGACAAGAACGGGCGCAUUGAGGAGCAGAACGAGAAGAUCAGCGAGCUGAUUGCCCGCAAUCAGAGGUACGUGGAGCAGAGCAACCUCCUGAUGGAGCAGAGGAACAGCUCACUGCAGUUGAACACGGAGCACACGCAAGCCCGCGUCUUGCACGCCGAGCAGGAGAAGGUCAAGGUGGCGGAGGAGCUGGCUGCCGCCACGGCGCAAAUCUCCCGGCUUCAGCUGGAGCUGACGGAGCACCGGAAAAAGGAGAUGGAUCUGCGCUCCCAGCUGGACGCGGCCUUGAAAGAGGUGGAGAAAAACGGCGCGCAGAUCGACCGGCUGCAGGCACAGCUGGCUGAGCUCCAGGAGUCGUCCGAGGACGCCAAGAGCAAAUAUCAAGCGGAGAAGCAGAGCCGGAAGCAGCUGGACGGAAAGAUGUCGGCUUUGGAAGAAGUACUGGCCGACCUCCGGGGGGAGAAAGAGAAGCUGGAGAAGAGCCUCUCGGAGAGGAAGAGGAAAUUCCUGGAGGAGCGAAAACGGGCCGAGGAGGAGAUGGAGGAGUUUCGCAAGUCUCACCAAGAAGAGCUGGAAAAACUCCAGCAGCUUCUGAAGAAGUCUCGGACGUCGACGGAUCAGGCUACUUCUGAGCAGAUGGCCACUUUGCAGAUGGAGCUGGAUUCCCAGUGGGAAGCCAAGUGUGAGCGCCUGCUCGCCGCCGCCAGCGAGGAGCAUCGCCGCGAAUACCAGGAAGCGUGUGAGCAGAGGGACGCCCAAGAACAGAGGGUUGCUCAGCUGGAAGAGAAGAUUUCUCAGCUCAAAGCUGCCCGGAGCCAGGAAGAAGAGAAGCGGUCCCUCUUACAAGAAGAGCUGGAGCAGAUUCAGCCGAUGAAGGAAAAAUACUUAGCUCUCCAGUCCCAGGUGUCUGCUCUCAAGGCCCACUAUGAGGAGAGGAUCCGGGAACUUCAGAAGAGCACGGGACGCCCGUCCCCUGCCGGUUCAGCAGAUGAGGUGAAAAGGAUCAUGAAUGGAGUCUUCCAGUCUCUGCGAGGCCAGUUUGAGCUGGAGGAUUCUUACACUGGCCGGGUCGUCCUGGGGAUCGUCAUGAACACCAUCAAGACUAUCACUUUGCAGCUGCUGCAGAGGCCGGAGGAGACAGGCGAAAGCAGUGGUGACGAGGAAGGACCGCAUCCUGCUCCGAGGCAGCGGCCGAGCCCGGCGGCCCUUGACGGGGAACCCCAAAACGUUUCUCCGAGAGCCACGCUGUCGGUUCACGCGGAGCAUCUUGAGAAGGAGUCGGACGCCAGCCCGCCUUUGGAAGGAUCCGAGCCCAAAUCUGCAGCUUCGGAAGCCCGCGAGGAGCAGCCCCCUUCGGCCCCCGAGCCUCCCCCAGCGUUAAAUGAAGAGGAAAAAGGUCCUCGAGAGACUGUCAUCUGUGAACAGCUGGAGGCGGGUGCCGAGGCCGAAACCAGCCCAGCCGGAGCGGCGGAUGGGCGGCCGGGAACUCCCAAAUCGGCAGCCGAGGAGACGGGGACACCCCAAGGCACGGCGGGUGGAGGAGAGCGCGGCCCGGCUGUUCUCAACCAGGAUCCCCCUACACGUGAUCCUCUGUUGGGAGCUGGCAACGUGGAUACGGCCGGAACGGAGCGAGAGUCAAGCCCCAGCCCUGCCCACGUGGACGCCAGCUCUCUCGGGAACCAAGGGGGUUCGUUCAAAGCGGCGGCUUGUAAGCCGUCUCCAUCUGGGGGACCGCUGGAGGAAGAAGAGGAGGAGGAACUGAGUCUGAAAGGCCAGCCUCCCCCAACCCCGCUCUUCGGAGAUGAUGAUGAUGAUGACGACCUGGACUGGCUGGGCUGAGCCGCCGGCUCUCGGCACCGACAUACACGGCAGGACCUGGGGAAUGCGAAGGCGCUGGCCCAGAUGUUCUUUUUUUCUGAGCCUUUCCGGAUGGCUCCUCCGAGGUGGGAAGGGGGCAGCCGCCCCCCGAAGCUGUGAUGGCGACCGGCGGGCGCCCUUUGGAGCCAGGAGGGAGGCUUGGACGGUGUCUCUGCCUGAAGGAACCAUCAUCCUCCCUCUCUUUCCUCCCUGCACAGCUGUGUCUGUAGCCUAACUUUUCACUUUCGGCUCUCACUAACCCUGAACGUCUUGCGUAAAGAAACACUGAAAGAAAAAAAUUAAAAGAGCAGAAGGACUGCCAAACUCAGACCCCCACUAGUUGCAGGAUUCCCUCAUUGUGUAAUGAAAAAACAACGUUUUAGAGGUGACGUGCUAGAAUUCUUUCCCCCCCUCCUGGUUUCCUCCUCUCCUCUCCCCUCCUUCUCCUCCUCCUCCCGCCCGUUGGCUGGUCAUGGGUGGCCACCCCGAGCCCUUUUCUGUGCUUGCCUCAAGAAAGAGGAAUGAUCGAGGAUUCAAGACCGCCUCCACGGUCUUUUCCGUUACAUCGUAAGAGGCGCGUUUUGGGGGCAGACAAGUUCGUUGGCCCUUUCUUCUUCAGCCUAUUGCGGGUUAGGCGGUCGGAGGGUUAGUUAGCGGGUCCUCCGGCUUUUCCGGGAAACUCAGCGAAAUUUUAAACGACACCCUGGGCGAACUUAGCUUUUCCCGUACGAUCUUGGCCCACGGAUCUGUUCCUUGUUCCAGCCUGGUAGCAGAGCCUCUCUGGACAAGGGCGGCCGAGGGCUCCUCUAGUGAAUCUCUGAAGUAUACCCCAUCUCUGAAUUGCACCCAGAAUAUUGUUUCGGGUGGUGAAUCCCUACCAUAGGUCCCCAGAUGUUUCCACACCCAGGAAAUAGUUUCGCAUCAAGAGCCAUAAUAUGCGCCUUUUGCAUUCAGAACAGAGGUGGGGAGGAGACGGUUGACGAGACUGCAGAGUAGGUGGGGAAAUAAAUAAAUGAAUUACAUUUUCACCACAGCACUAGCUGAUUCUCAGGUUGACGGGACAACGAAGCCCACCUCUCCCUGGCCAGGUAUCAUUUUAACUAGCUUUAGAGAGGGGCUUCACGACCAGAAAAUCUAGCCUAUCGUCAAAUGGGUUCUCGAAAGGAUUGUCUGUAGCGGGAAAUAAAAUAUGCAGAGAGGACUCUACGUCCUUUGCGAGGCUUAGAAUUCCUUCGGCUUCCAGGCACAAAAUGCCUAGAAAGGUUUCUGGGUGUGGAACUUCACAAAACCCAGCCUGGUUUGUCUCCUUUUCCAGCCUCGACAGAAUCGGGAAACUGAUUUCAUUGAUGUCCUGGGCAAUAAAAGUGCAAUUAAAGUAAUUUAAAUCUGG
This is a messenger RNA of Pogona vitticeps (central bearded dragon), 4585 nucleotides long. The record is from RefSeq and is a predicted model, not a curated record. Lineage: Eukaryota; Metazoa; Chordata; Lepidosauria; Squamata; Agamidae.